Messenger RNA from Magallana angulata, 2195 nucleotides. Its product is annotated as procathepsin L-like. Bases 43 to 1197 code for a protein of 384 amino acids. Gene Ontology annotation, cellular component: lysosome. Gene Ontology annotation, biological process: immune response. Gene Ontology annotation, molecular function: cysteine-type endopeptidase activity. The transcript has 10 exons. The record is from RefSeq and is a predicted model, not a curated record. NCBI's taxonomy places the organism in Eukaryota, Metazoa, Mollusca, Bivalvia, Ostreida, Ostreidae.
UGGGUCAUAAGGAAAAUGUAAAGAAAAAAAUAGGAUUUCCAGAUGAAUGUUUCCCUGAAUAACUUAUUCAUUCACAAAGAGGAGACUAAGGUUCUAGGACUUAGCUAUAAGAUGAACGUUUUAUGGAUAGUGAGUGUACUAGCUGUUGUGAGUGGCGCCAACGUACAGAAUGAAAACGUCCAGUGGUUUGAUCUGGAGUCCGCACAGAAACACCCAGAGCAGUUACAUAUCCUGAAGGCCAAGGCAGGGAUCAACUACCAGCCAUAUGAACAAGCCUGGAAGGAAUUCAAAAUACUUCAUGAUAAAAGUUAUGAGGAUCAUGAAGAGGAAAGUCGUCGCUUUGAAAUUUUCAGAGAGAACGUCCUGAGGAUUGAGAAACACAACAAACUGUUCCACUUGGGCAAGAAAUCCUACUACCUGGGAGUGAACCAAUUCACUGAUCUGAAAUAUGCGGAGUUUGAAAAUUUCAAUGGUCUGAAAAUGACUAAUCUUAACAAUACUAAGUGUUCAAGCCACCUUUCAGCCAACAACAUAGUUGUUCCUGACUCUGUGGACUGGAGAUCAAAGGGAUACGUCACAAAAGUAAAAGACCAGGGUGCAUGCGGGUCAUGUUGGGCCUUCAGCGCGACUGGUUCUCUUGAGGGUCAAUACUUUCGAAAAAAUGGAAAACUAGUUCCUCUCAGUGAGUCACAACUUGUAGACUGCUCUGGAUCAUUUGGCAAUGAGGGUUGUAAUGGAGGGUUUAUGGAGAAUGCAUUCAAAUAUGUCAAGUCGGUUGGAGGCAUUGAGAGUGAAAGUGAUUAUCCAUACAAAGCAAGGCAACGAACCUGUGCAUUUGACAAAACCAAAGUUGUUGCCACUGUGAGUGGGUGUGUGGAUGUAGAGAGCGGAAGUGAAUCGUCUCUGAAGGAGGUCGUGUCCGAGGUUGGUCCUGUAUCCGUGGCGAUCGAUGCCGGCCACUCGUCGUUCCAAUUAUACGCUGGAGGUGUGUAUGAUGAACCACUCUGCAGCACAAGCAGGUUGAAUCAUGGUGUUUUGUGUGUGGGUUAUGGAACUAGUUUGCAGGGAAAGGAUUACUGGAUUGUUAAAAACAGUUGGGGUGUUCGGUGGGGAGUAGAAGGAUAUAUUAAAAUGUCCAGAAACAAGAACAACCAGUGUGGUAUCGCCUCACAGGCCAGCUACCCUCUGGUGCCCUAAAACAUUCACGCGAGUUUUUGAAACAAAAAAAGAAGAAUGAAUCAGAAAGGUCUAAAGCGGUUUGACUUAAAAUACAGUUCAAUUAGUUUUAAACUCUAUAUUCCUUUUGAAGUUUCACAUAAAUAACCUAUAUAUAUUGUUCAUGUAAUUUGGUUUCCUACAAGUAUUUAUUUAGCACGACUAUAUUCACACCUACGGAUAUUUGCGACAUUUGACAGAAUUUUGACCUUUUUUAUUUUCCUUUUAUAAAAAAGAAAUCUAAUUCCUUAGUUUAAGUGCAAUUGAGAUAGAUAGAAAGAUAGAUAUAUAGAUAGAUAGAUAGAUAGGUAGAUAGAUAGAUAGAUAGAUAGAUAGAUAGAUAGAUAGAUAGAUAAUGAGGUCUCUAUUUCUUAUCAUUGUUGAAGAGAUAUAAAAACAAUUUUGUUAUUGUCAAUUUUACGUUAUGAAUCAGCUUAGCUUUUUUAUAUAGCGUAAUUUUUAUUAUGCAUGCAGUAAUAAGAUGCAUAUAAUGUUUAUACAUAUAUAGCUGUUUUUAAGGAAUAUUAACCCUAAUAAGGUGUUUUUUUUAUUAUUAUUUGAAAUGAUUUUUUGGUGUGGAAAAAAACGUAUUAUAAGAUUUUUUUUAAAGCAAUAUGAGCUGUAUUUUUUAUAAUUUUAUUUUGCUGCAAAAAUGUGCUAGUAUGAUAAGUCUGCAUAUAACUUAAACUUUUAUGAUGAAUAAGGUUUGAAAAAAUCAUUAAUUUUUGUCAGAGGAAAGAUUUUUCUACUAAGGAACAUAUAGCAAAUCAAUUUUGGUACAGGACGACAAUAAUUCAAUUUUGCUCCUAAUAAGGCUUCUUAACGGCCUUUUCCACAAAAAUAUGGCAAACAGAAAUUUAAAAACCAUGAUAUUUUGUCAUUUUCGUAGAAAAAAAACAUUUUAGUAAAAAAAAAUUCAACAUGAAAAAUGCAGCUCAUAUUGCUUGAAGAUAACAAUAAACACCACCAAUAUGAAUGUU